GUUGAAAAAGAAAUGUCCAAAAUGAGCUUGCCUUACUCUAUCAAGCAACUCCAAAACAAGUUUAACUUGUUGGCUCGCCAAUAUAGCACAUGGGACAAGUUAGUUCGCAAGAAGACUGGUAUAGGGUGGAAUCCAGAAACAAAUACUUUUGCGGCGGAUGCUGAAUGGUGGAGUCGAAAGGCAAUGGAAAAUAAAAAAAUUGCAAAAUUUAAAAAUGUUGGUCUUGAUAUGAACAUGUGGAACUUGUUGUGGUUGACAUUCCGUGGAAAUGCAGCUAAAGGACAACAUGCAUGUUCUGCAACUAAUAUUUUGGAGGAAGAAGUUGAUGCUUACAUACCAGAACAAGCAACACAUAACAUUCCCGAAGUGGGACUGCUUAGUGAGACUGAUUUCUUUGCUUAUUUAAAUAAUAUUAAGGAGACUGGAUUCCUCGAUGAGGUCUCAUGUGAGCCAGCUGGGAUGUCAUUAGAUGCGACUGACAGUAGUGGUAAGAGGAAGCACGUUGUUGGACCUGGAGAAAGUGCUACCAGUGGUUCUGUAGCUAAGAAGGGAAAGAUGAGUGGUAAAGGUAAAGGAAAGGAGAAAGUUGCUCAAUUGGAAUCGGAAUUACAAGGGCUUCAGAAAAUGUAUGAAAGAAGGAAUGCAUUGUUACAACAGCAUUUUGAGAGAGAACACGAGUUUGGUCUGUCUGAGGUGAUGAAUGUGUUUAGGACCUUACCGGGUGUGGUUGAGGGAGAUGAAUUUUGGUUCAAAACAUCAAUGGUUAUGAAAGAAAAAGGAAACCGAGAAAUGUUCAUGAUCCAAACUACACCCGAGAAUAAGCUCAAAUGUGUGCAAAUGCUUGUGAAUCACAUGUGCUAAUUACUUAGUAAUCUCUAAGUAUCACGUUAUCGAGGAUAUUAGUUAUUUGUAUUUCCCUUAUUAUUCUAGACAAUUUAUUUAUUGAUGAAGUUAGUACUUUUAUUUCAUUUCAUUAAUUUUCAAGUUUGUAAUGUAAGACAUGAGUUUGUUAUGGUACAUUGUUUUAAUUUGAAGUUAUUUUAUUGUUAACAUGAUAAUUUAUUUUUUCUUAUAGAUAUUCAACGUAUUGCUAUGGAAAAUACUCUGUUUGAAGCAUGUUUCUUGGUAGAUGAGGUGGAAGAUGAGCUAUGGAAUGGUAUGAUAAAGUCUAUGACUACUCAAGUUAGG
This is a messenger RNA of Cuscuta epithymum, 1188 nucleotides long. Lineage: Eukaryota; Viridiplantae; Streptophyta; Magnoliopsida; Solanales; Convolvulaceae. The record is from the annotation of a GenBank genome assembly.